ACCAUGAACACAGGGUGUACUCUGGGACGUUUUCUGCAGAUGGAAAGUUCCUCAUCACUGGCUGUGACCGCCACAUUUACAUAUGGGAUAUUUCUGCCAUCCUUAAAGAGACCGCUGGCCUUGUAUCAGAUGUUGUAAUCUUACAUACAUUUCAUUCCAAAUGACGCUGACAAUGGCUUCCUCAGGUCGAUGCUACACCGCAACCAGCUCCAAAGAUGAAUGGCGCUCCUCGAAUACCUCCAGGGUUUUUUGACGAUGCACUGCGAGAGGCUAAUUUGCGCAUUCGUCUAUCCCAAUCCCAUGGGCCACCCAUUCCUGUACCACGCCAACGCAGCCUCAGUCGCUUCCACUCAUUCUGGCAUCGCCCAAAGUCACACGGGGAAACUGGGCACCAUACUCGACCUUGGUCCCACCCUCUCAGUUGGACCCGGAACCUGGUAUCCGGUAUACUACAUAGACGAGAUGGAUCGGACAUCGAGCUGCGAGAGGUCGAGGUCCCUUGCACAGCGGGAAAGCCUAAAGAAGCCAACUGCUAGCUUGUCUCGACCUCCAAAAAUCCAUGCCACGCAAAAGUUUAACGCAUCAUCAUCACAGUUACCACCUCCCACUGCCACUACCUCGACGCUUUCCGCCAGCGCUGGUACCGCUGAGGCAUCAGGAACACCUUCGCGUCCUCACAUCACCGGUACUGGAUGGCGCGUUCGUUUCGUGGGCUGGAUUUGCUGCAUGCCCAUUCAGAACACAGACGGUCACCAUUAG
Messenger RNA from Suillus fuscotomentosus, 759 nucleotides. RefSeq lists its product as uncharacterized. NCBI's taxonomy places the organism in Eukaryota, Fungi, Basidiomycota, Agaricomycetes, Boletales, Suillaceae. The record is from RefSeq and is a predicted model, not a curated record. The coding region runs from base 220 to 759 and encodes 179 amino acids. The transcript has 3 exons.